UCUGGCGCGCUAUCGACUGUGCCGCAAAAGCAUGCUCGAUCUACUUCACGUCGCCUGAAUAUGACGGCAUAAACCCUUGCCAUGGACAUGCUCGUACUGUCUGUGCCGGGAACUGGAUGCAGCCACUCCAACCAGAAUUAAAUAGAUGACCUCUGAUGAGAAAUGGAUGGUGAUGGUGAUGUGGACCCAGGCAGGGACGACUUGCCCCUCAGAGCCAACACCAACCACAUCCUGGUCAGACACUAUGUCUUGGACCUGGACAUAAACCUCCAAACUAAGGUUAUCACUGGUACUGUGGUGCUCUUCCUGGAGCCAGGCCCACUGGCUGGAGAUGGGAAUGGGGCUGGGGAAGGCGCCCCAACCCCACCCCAACCAUCCCAGACUGAUGACUCCUGGGAGGAUGAGAGCCACAGAGACUUUACCUUAGUUCUGGACUGCUGUGACCUCACUGUGUCAAAAGUAGAGGAGUUGGACGUGACCUCUGUGUCAGAUAUGCAGGGUCUCCUAAAGGAGGUCAAGGGUGAGGGGUCAGGAGUUGGCCCACAACCAGACAGCCAAUCAGCUGUGCUCAUUCAGAGGCUGAUCUCCCUACCGUCCACCCAAUGGAAAAAGCAACACCACCUGUACUUCCAGUGCAGUCAUGCCCCUGCUUUUGAGGGUGAGGGACCCCUCAUCUUCCACACUGACCGCUGGAGCCUGCAGGUGAGGAAGAGGGGGGUUCGGACCAUCCAGGAGUUCCCCCGAGCCCUGAGGGUCUGCUACAAGACCAAGCAGGAGGGAGGCUCUGUCAGGUGGACUAAAGAUCAGGACAACAGGUCAUGUGUUUACACCGCCGGCUCCCCCAUCAACAACCGUGCCCUCUUCCCCUGUCAGGAGCCUCCUGUCGCCAUGUCGACGUGGCAGGCCCAGGUACGAGCCCCUAGGGAGUGUGUGGUUCUAUUGAGUGGAGAGAACCAGGCCCAGCCCACGCACCAGCACCACACAGGUCUCUCUAGCUGGGACUACUAUGUAACUAUGCCUAUGCCUGCCUCCACUUUUACCUUGGCAGUGGGUUACUGGCGCCAGGCCACAGCACAACUUUCCACAGCACAGCUUACCCCUCCUGUGCAGGUUACAAGGACUGGGGCCUCCCAUACGCAUGCUGGCAGCUUGGACCUGAAUCCUUUCACCAACAUGGACCAUCCCAUCAUCACCAGCCCACAGUCUACAUUAGUCUACUCAGGCCUGAAGGAUGAGAAGCACUCUGAGAGCGACUGCUCAGGUCUGGGCGAUGACAACUUCACCUGUUGCCAUGCUGAUUACCCCUGUCCAUUCACCGACCCAUCCGCCUGGCGCCAAGAGGUGGUCCCUCACCGGAUGUUUGCCCCGCCCUCUCUGCUGCAAAAGGCCCAGGUCCAGGUCCUCCCCCUUCUGCCUGGCUGCCUGGCUGCAGCCCACGCUACCCUGGGGGUCCAUCCCUUCCCCCGCCUUGACGUACUCAUCGUCCCAGCAAGCUUCUCUAGUCUGGGCAUGGCCAGGUAAGACUGGAGGGAGGACUGGAGGAAAGGAUAUGUAUCGAGGAAUAGAUCAUUUCACCACUUAUGCACACCUGUUUUGUUACUUUCAAAUCUGCUGUUUUAUUUACAUUUGCAACUCGUUGACAUGACUACUUUGCAUUCGUGAACCUAGAACACUCGUAAAGCACCAGUGGCAGCCAUGUUUCCCUCGUGUGUCUAUAUCCUUAAUGGAAAUAUACAGAUUCCACGUUUGCAAUAAAGCUGAAUAGCAGACAGCCCCAUGAACCCCAACCCUUGGUCGACCCUCCAGUUGAAAGAGCCUGCUAGCCCCCAUUCACCUCCUCGGCAGUGCUAGCUCAGACAGCCAGUCAAUAGGGCUCUGUGUGUGUCCAUGUUGUGUUGUUGACCUGGUCUCCAGGUACACUGGUCUGUUUGUGUCGGGCUGUUUAGUCUGCAGAGUGGAGGUCUGAUGUUUAGAGGAAACCCACGGGUUGGCACACUGCUUUACCCC
Molecule: messenger RNA, 2007 nt
Organism: Oncorhynchus kisutch (coho salmon)
Lineage: Eukaryota; Metazoa; Chordata; Actinopteri; Salmoniformes; Salmonidae
Gene: aopep
Product: aminopeptidase O (putative)
Exons: 5
Coding region: 163-1521 (452 amino acids)
Cellular component (GO): nucleolus
Molecular function (GO): metalloaminopeptidase activity
Source: RefSeq, a predicted model, not a curated record